Messenger RNA from Hypanus sabinus (Atlantic stingray), 6219 nucleotides. It is a transcript of the gene farp1, whose product is annotated as FERM, RhoGEF (ARHGEF) and pleckstrin domain protein 1 (chondrocyte-derived). Gene Ontology annotation, molecular function: guanyl-nucleotide exchange factor activity. NCBI's taxonomy places the organism in Eukaryota, Metazoa, Chordata, Chondrichthyes, Myliobatiformes, Dasyatidae. The record is from RefSeq and is a predicted model, not a curated record. Gene Ontology annotation, cellular component: cytoskeleton. Bases 599 to 3712 code for a protein of 1037 amino acids. The transcript is spliced from 27 exons.
AGCCCUGAGGAAGGGCCUUGACCCCAGACGUCAACCACCACAAAUUUCCUCCUGUAGCUCAGAGAAGGGCUGGUUCACCCUGAGUGCAAUGUCACUGAUAUUGACCCCUCCCCAGUUCCUCAGGCCAUGCGUUGUCCCUUGGCCGAGCGCCAGUUGCCCUGGCCUCUUCCUCCAUGAGGUCAUUUGCCCUUCCAGGGGUGAGUGGCCCCUCUCCAAGGGGUCAGUUUCUUUUUCCAUGGAUUUAUUCGCCUCCGCGUCCAGGGUUAGUUGCCCCUCCAGAGAUUUAUGUGCCCCCUGGCCAGGAUUAGUUGCGCCCUUAUAUGAUGGUUAUUUGCCCCCGACUCAGCGUCAGUUGCCCGCCGCGAGUUCCCGGAGUGGGCGGCGCUUCUGCUGUUCUGCUGCCGGUGGGGAUGGCGCUGUUCCUCGGCCGCUGGAGCUGAGCUGUCGGGACAUGGCGAGCCGGCGCUCCCGCCGCCUGCAUCCCUGAAGCUUCCGAGCCGGUGCCGCAGCGACUUGGCCCCCUCCCCGGGCGAAGGAGACAGCCCAGCCCGGGAGAAGGCUGCUCUCAGCGAGUAGUGUGGGCACUGGAACUGGAAGCAUGGCGGACAUGGAACUGACCCACCAACCGCUUCAGAGCCCCGGUGCCCGUCUGGGACAGCAGACCACUGGCAUCAGCACCUUGGAACCAGGGCAGAAACCACCCAACUCUCCCUCUGGUAAACUCGUCCCUAUCAAGGUUCAGAUGCUGGAUGACACCCAGGAGGUGCACGAAGUUCCGUUAAAAGCCCCCGGGAAGCAUUUGUUGGAUUUGAUUUGCCACAAUCUGAACCUCAUUGAAAGUGAUUACUUUGCACUGGAGUUCUUGGACCAUCACAAGGUUAUGGUGUGGCUGGACCUACUGAAGCCAAUUGUGAAACAAGUCAAAAGGCCUAGGCACGUUGUGAUGAGAUUCGUCGUGAAGUUCUUCCCACCUGAUCACACGCAGCUUCAAGAAGAACUGACGAGGUAUCUCUUUGCAUUGCAAAUCAAGCAGGACCUGGCCUCGGGCAGAAUGACUUGCAACGAUACAAGUGCAGCUCUCCUGGUCUCUCACAUCAUCCAAUCGGAAAUUGGGGACUUCGAUGAGGAUGUUUUCUCCGAGCAUUUGGCGAAACACAAGUACAUCCCUCAGCAAGACGCUCUGGAGGAGAAGAUAAAGGAGUUUCACCGCCAGCACGUCGGUCAAACACCUGCUGCUUCUGACUACCAGCUCCUGGAGAUCGCGAGGAAGUUGGAAAUGUAUGGAAUCCGCCAGCACCGAGCGAAGGACAGGGAAGGGACGAAGAUCAACCUCUCUGUGUCGCACACGGGAAUUAUUGUCUUUCAGGGGAAUAACAAGAUCAACUCGUUCAACUGGGCCAAGGUUCGCAAGCUGAGCUUCAAAAGGAAGCGGUUCCUCAUUAAGUUCCGUCCAGAGACAAAUUCCUGUCAGGACACCUUGGAGUUUACCAUGGCCAGCCGAGAUUCCUGCAAGGCCUUCUGGAAGAUCUGCGUGGAAUAUCAUGCCUUCUUCCGACUGUUUGAGGAGCCAAAACCCAAACCCAAGCCCCUCCUCUUCAGCAGAGGAUCCUCGUUCAGGUUCAGUGGGAGGACCCAGAAGCAGCUGCUGGAUUAUGUUAAAGAAGGCGGAUACAAAAAGAUCCAGUUUGAGAGGAAACACAGUAAAUUGCUCUCCAUCCGAAGUCUGCCAGAUCAUCAGUCAAUGGUGCCAAAACAAAAUGAAGACUUUCACUACAGGACAGAGUCCCCAUCAACGGGACCGCCAUCUCCCAACGAAAGGAAAGAGCCGGCCACUCCCCGUCUGGCUGCUGAGAAGCCAGCGGUAGAGCGCAAGAGUUCCUCGCCGUCCCGAAGCCCCAGGAGGGACAAGCAGGAGGAGGAGGAGGAGGCAGCGAGGGAGAAGACCCAGCUGGCGAAGGCACAGCAAGACCAACAGAGUGCAGUGUCCCUGGCGUGCAGCCCUCAUGUCUCGGAGCUCUCGCUGAAUUCCCAGGCUGGGCCCGGUGUCCUGAACCUCUCCCUGUCUCCCAGCCUCAGCCCGGACGGCAGGACGCACUCGCCAUUGACCACGCCCCUGCUGACCGACACCACUUGUGUCAAGGCUGACGAAGAGGAGGAAAUGAGGAGGAAGCGUUUCCCAGCCGACAAAGCCUACUUUAUUGCCAAAGAAGUGUCCACCACCGAACGAACCUACCUGAAGGACCUUGAAGUCAUCACAACGUCUUUCCAGAGUGCUGUGACCAGAGAUGAUGUCAUGCCGGAACAGCUGAAGACCAUGAUCUUCUCCAACUUUGAGCCUCUCCACAAGUUUCACACCGGCUUUCUGAGAGAGGUUGAACAAAGGCUCGCUCUGUGGGAAGGCAGAUCCAAUGCUCACAUUAAAGGCGAUUACCAAAGAAUUGGAGAUGUAAUGUUGAAGAAUCUUCAUUCCAUGAAGCACCUCACCUUCCACCUGCAGAAGCACAGCGAGAUCCUGGUGGAGCUGGAAAAGGCCAUCCGGAGUUCCCGGAAGCUGGAGGCUACGUGCCGGGAAUUUGAGCAGCAGAAGGUGUGCUACCUCCCUCUGAACGUGUUCCUGCUGCGUCCUCUUCACCGGCUGAUGCACUAUAAGCAGAUCCUGGAGAGGCUGUGCAAGCACUACCCGCCCAGUCACGUUGACUUCAGAGAUUCACGGGCGGCACUGGCAGAGGUGGCGGAAAUGGCUGCUCAGCUGCAUGGCAGCAUGAUCAAGAUGGAGAACUUCCAGAAGCUGGUGGAGCUGAAGAGGGAUCUGAUCGGCAUCGACGAUCUGGUGAUUCCUGGAAGGGAAUUCAUUCGUCAGGGGUGUCUCAGCAAGCUGUCCGCGAAGGGUCUACAGCAAAGGAUGUUCUUUCUGUUCAACGAUAUUCUUCUGUACACGAGCAGAGGGCUGACGGCAUCCAAUCAGUUCAAGGUUCACGGCCAGGUCCCUCUCUACGGCAUGACGGUCGAGGAGAGUGAGGAGGAGUGGUCGGUUCCUCACUGCUUUACCCUGAAUGGACAGCACCAGACCAUCAUUGUGGCCGCAAGUGCCCAGGUGGAGAUGGACAAGUGGAUAGAGGACUUGCAGAUGGCCAUUGAUCUUGCCCAGCAGUGCAAUGGGUUAAGCAGCGAGCUACUGACCCCUAGUCCCAGUGAAGGGACUAACAAAUCAACUGAUGAGACGUCCAUAGAGCAGGAAUCUGAAGAUGAUUUAAGUGCCUCAAGGACCUCUCUUGAGAGACAAUCACCCCAUCGUGGAAAUACCACUAUGCACGUUUGCUGGCACAGAAAUACCAGUGUUUCAAUGGUGGAUUAUAGUAUUGCUGUGGAGAAUCAGUUGUCUGGGAACUUGCUGAGGAAGUUCAAGAACAGCAAUGGCUGGCAAAAGCUUUGGGUGGUCUUUACCAACUUCUGCCUUUUCUUCUACAAGUCACAUCAGGAUUCCCAUCCACUGGCAAGCUUGCCGCUGCUGGGUUAUUCGGUUACCAUCCCAGCAGAAUCUGACAACAUUCACAAGGACUACGUCUUCAAGCUGCAAUUCAAGUCACACGUUUACUUCUUCAGGGCUGAAAGUGAAUAUACGUUUGAAAGGUGGAUGGAAGUGAUCCGAAGUGCCACCAGUUCUGCUACUCGUACGCGUCUGCUGAGUCGCAAGGAAUCUCAUGCUUACUGAUCACUCGUGGGGGGGGCACACUGACUUCCAUCAUGCCUUCAUUCCUUUUCUUAAAAGGAAGACAGUUAGUUUGUCUUUAAGAUAUGCCAUGGCCAUAUAGUUAAUUUACAAUUUCUUGUGAUGUCAACAAUCCUUGUGAUGUCCUUGUUACCCCCCCACCCACCAUCACUCCCAGCUUAUUCCAAAAUAAGGCAAAAUUCAACAAUGGGCAGAUUGUCUCACAGCCCAGAGUUAAAAUGUUUGAAAAUUAUGUGUAUAUAUAAAAAUAAUUAGUUACCCUUCUGCUUGGACAGGAGUUUGAAAGAUUGUGUAUCCAGAAUGUACUUGUCUUAAAACUGUAACCCAUAUAUGAAGUGUUUGACAACUUAACUAUUGUAGACAAACUUGAGCUUUAGACCAGUGAUGUUUAGGUACUGACUGAUACCGAUUCGACAAUCAUGUGGUAGGUUCAGAUCAAGUCUAUGUCUGGCCUGUACUGACAAUGAUUUUAAGAAGCCUCAGCUUUAUAAGGGCCCCAGGUGUAUUAUCCUUGCCCGGAGACACAGACACUUUGAACACAAGUGAACAUUAAAAAUAUUUAUCUUAUUUAGCGAGUUGUAAAAAUUGCUGCCGUAUUUAGAGCAGCUGUGAUUCACUUCCAUUUACAAGUCAGAUUGGAAGCGUUCCUUGCAGAGAGGCUGAUUAGAUAUUUACAAAGGCUCCUUUUGUGCGAGACACUAACCCGUUUCCACAUCGUCAGAUUUCCACCUACUGUUUUUAUUUAGCAUGAUCAAAUGGUUUAGAGGCUUAUACAUUGUCAGAGCACAACUUAUAAAAUAUUAAAUUCUUUGUGGUUUUAGGGACUACAAUGCUAAAGAUAACUAGUUCCAUUGAAGUGAAAGCUUGUUUUCAGGGCAGCUGUUUUUACAAAAAUAGACAGUUUUAAGUUUAUUGAUUCCCUGUUGACUCUGUCAACACCCAAUUUAAGAAGAAUAUACAAAGAGAACAUGAAACAUUGGUGAUGCUGUCAUUCUUGAACGAACAGUCGGCAUCACCAAGAAACAGACAAUCCCAUUCCAUAGGCUCAUCCCCAGACAGUUCAAGCAGCACCGACAAUGUAUAGCCGCUGACACUAAAUUUACCUUCAUUUGCUGGAUGAGCAAACACUGUUGUAUCUUGUAUAAGGUGGAUUCUGAGUUUUGGAUGAGGUGUGAAAUGGAAUCAAUUCGUAAAGCAAUGUCGAGUUACUUCCAGAUGUCAGAAGAUGGAAUCGUUCUCAACAGUCUCAUUACUUCGUGAAGAUUCAUCCUUGAAUGUGACCAUAAACAUUAAUUUUCAAAAGAGCUGAGUCUUGGGGAGAGAUCUGAGAUAAUGGACCACUAACUUGGCCAAAGUGUAUAAUGCCAUUGUAUUCUGUCUCAAAUCAUAAUUACCCAGGCAUUCUACACAGCUUCAUGUGAUUGUAGUACACUAGGAAUAAUGCAGAGAUCGAAGUUGCAUAAUGCCAAGUUGACUGGUAGAACUGUCAUUCCCCGUGGUAAGUUCUACACUUUUUAAAUCCAAGGAGCUCUCUGGAGUUUACCUGAAAUUACUGAUGGUAAUUACCAAAGCGUUUGGAUUUUGGGGCCACAUCCAGGUCACAGAAGGUAGAAUAGCGCAGACAGAGGUCCACAUACCCAUAUGAAUGAUCAGAGGCUCUGGUAUAUGGAGCUUCUGCAUCAGAUCCAUUAAAGAGUUCCCAAAAAGCCUCUCACCUCUCCCCAACCCCACUCUGCCAACGGCCUUCGAAAGCCCUUUACAAACAUUAACAUUAUCUUUGGCAAAACAUUUGUUUAGAAGCCUAUCAACUAACAGGGUCAACUUGCCUUAGCCAGUGUCAGGAGGAGGCCUUUUGCAAGGAUUCAUACUAGACAUUAGCCAGCAUCUUCCACUGAGGCCUUGUUCAAUUACAAAGGGUAAAAAUUCCUGACUAGUUCAGGUACUUUAUUCCCUGUUGUGCCUCUUCAUGGGGGCAAGAUGGGUGUAUUCUCUCUUGCCUUGAUCCCACCAAAGCCCACUGCUGUACACUGAAUGGCUGUAGCGUAAACAGGGUAUUCCUCCCUGAAUUCCAGUUUUUUUGGUGAAGGCUGGAAUUUAAGGGCCAUAUUUUGAGUUUGCCUUACUGACAUUUGUCAAGAGCUAUCUUGGCACAAGGGAAAUGAUUACAAUAUCCAACAAUGAGAAAGCCAAUACUGAAUCAAGCAUUUAAAAUGCUGGAGUUAAAAGAUUCUAAAAAAAACACAGAAAAAGUAAAUCUAUCAGAAGAAAGGUUAUGUGUCGGGAGGAGUGGCACUGAGUACAAUCACACAAAUGCAAAAGUUACAGUGGGACUUCAGUUGACUGUAACCAAAUGUUAAAGUCACUAAGUGUGCAACCAACCUGUCUACAAACUUUUGCAAGGAAAGAGUUCCUCUUUUAUAACUAAUUAUAUGGAAUUUGACUUUUUAAAAUGGCCUAAACCAUUUCAAUAAACUCUACCUUGGCACCCA